ACUUCCCACAUUAGUGCAUUCCUCAUUAAAGGCUGCAGAUCCCUUAUCAAUUAUAUAAGAACUCUCAUUGUUUAUACGAACCUCACCAACCCCAUUUUCCCAACACAACCAACGCCAUGGAACUCCUUCGCCAAGCUCUUCAAUCCCUGCAAUCUUCACCCAUGUUGCUUAUUCUUCUUCUUCUCCUCGUCAUUUCCUUGAUUUUCCUGUUUAAUUCCCGCCGGAAACUCCCAUAUCCGCCAGGCCCAAAAGGGUGGCCCAUCAUCGGCAACAUGCUUAUGACGGACCAACUUACCCACCGUGGCUUGGCCCAUUUGGCCAAGCAAUAUGGCGGUCUCCUCCAUCUCCAGAUGGGGGCUAUACAUAUUAUUGCAGUAUCAACUCCUGAUACGGCCCGCGAAAUCCUCCAAGUCCAAGACAGCUCAUUCGCCAACCGGCCUGCCAACGUUGCCCUAUCUUACUUGACCUACGAUCGGGCGGACAUGGCCUUUGCCAACUACGGCCCGUUCUGGCGUCGCAUGCGCAAAAUUUGCGUCAUUAAUCUAUUUAGCCGAAAACGGGCUGAAUCAUGGGCUUCGGUGCGCGAGGAAGUCAAUGAGAUGGUCCAAACCGUGGCGGGAAAAACCGGCUCCCCGGUGAAUAUCGGGCAGUUGGUUUUCGCUCUAACGAGGAACAUAACAUAUCGGGCGGCUUUUGGGUCAAGAUCACAUGAAGGGCAAGGCGAAUUUGUGAAGAUUUUGCAAGAAUUUUCAAAGCUUUUUGGAGCUUUUAACAUGCAGGAUUUUCUGCCAUGGUUGGGUUGGGUUCAUGCACAGGGUUUUCAGGACAGAAUGGCUAGGGCACGUAAAUCACUAGAUGUUUUCAUCGACAAGAUCAUCGACGACCACAUGGCUAAGAGGAAAGCAAACAUGGAGAAUAAGGAUGACAGUGAGGCUGCUGAUACAGAUAUGGUGGACGAAUUGAUAGCUUACUUUAGUGAUGAUGCUGGAAAGGAAGGUGACGACCCCAAUUCUGGCUGCAAGCUCACCAGAGACAAUAUCAAAGCACUUAUUAUGGAUGUGAUGUUUGGUGGAACAGAAACGGUUGCAUCAGUGAUCGAAUGGACAAUGGCAGAGCUGAUGAAGAGCCCAGAAGAUCUCAAAAGAGUACAACAAGAGCUCACUGAUGUUGUUGGAUUGAACCGUAGGCUCCAGGAAACCGACCUCGAAAACCUAACCUACCUCAAAUGCGCAGUCAAAGAAUCCCUCCGUCUCCACCCGCCAAUCCCUCUCCUCCUACACGAGACCGUGGAAGACACCUCUGUGGCUGGCUACUCGUUCCCAGCCGGGUCACGGGUUUGGAUCAAUGCAUGGGCUAUUGCUCGUGACCCGACUGCAUGGGACGAGCCAGAAACAUUCAAACCCUCGAGGUUUCUGGACGAUGUCUCGCCUGAUUUCAAAGGGAGUAACUUCGAGUUUAUUCCUUUUGGGUCUGGUCGGAGGUCGUGCCCGGGAAUGGCGUUGGGGCUGUAUGGGUUGGAGAUGGCUGUGGCUCAUCUGCUUCAUUGUUUUGCAUGGGAGUUGCCCGGUGGGAUGAAGCCUAGUGAGCUUGACAUGAAUGAUGUGUUUGGACUGACUGCACCAAAAGCGGUUCAGCUUGUUGCUGUGCCAACUUACAGGUUGAAUUGCCCCCUUUGAAUUAAUAGUUUCAAGUAGACGAGGAGACGAUGAUGAUGAAAUAUUACUUGGUUUUAAAUCAGUGAUCGAUGAGUAAAUUUCUCUAUGUAAAGGUACUUUAACUAAUAAGGGUUGGUUAUGUUCUUGGUCUCUCUUUACCAAUUGGAUAAUACUAUUGCUUUACCCAUGGGGGACGAGCUCAUUAUUCCUCUA
This is a messenger RNA of Pyrus x bretschneideri (Chinese white pear), 1868 nucleotides long. RefSeq names its product cytochrome P450 84A1-like. The coding region runs from base 117 to 1676 and encodes 519 amino acids. The record is from RefSeq and is a predicted model, not a curated record. NCBI's taxonomy places the organism in Eukaryota, Viridiplantae, Streptophyta, Magnoliopsida, Rosales, Rosaceae. The transcript has 2 exons. Gene Ontology annotation, biological process: lignin biosynthetic process. Gene Ontology annotation, molecular function: heme binding; oxidoreductase activity, acting on paired donors, with incorporation or reduction of molecular oxygen; iron ion binding.